AUGCCACAUAUCGAAAUAAUUUUUAAGCAACUGCAGACGAUUAAUACCGACCUUAUCAAGGCUAAACAAGAACUAAAAAACUUUGAAAAUGCAAUGCAAAAAAUUCGUAAUGAAAUUGAUAAAAUUAUUGACAAAAUAGACUCGGAGCUUUUAGAAACCGAAGAUGAACUUGUUCCUCAGAAAAGGCGACGUUACGCUCGUUACGAUCGAUCUGUUUCAAUAAAUAGAAAAAUAGAAGCCUUGGAAGUUUGCGAUUCCAUUAUAAAACAGAUUAAGACACGAUUCACUUUCACAGGACAUCUAAUAGCUGCCGCGUUAUUCAUGAAAGAAGAUUUUAUUGAAUACCAAAAAUACUUUCCUGAUCAAUUGCUCUCUGAUACAGUUAACGCAUAUCAAUUUAUAGAAAAAAUCGUCUUAAAACAGAACUGCAAGUACUUUACGAAAGAGAAGAGUUGCAAACCAUUCCUCUGUUAUCAUUAG
Molecule: messenger RNA, 480 nt
Organism: Psylliodes chrysocephalus
Lineage: Eukaryota; Metazoa; Arthropoda; Insecta; Coleoptera; Chrysomelidae
Source: the annotation of a GenBank genome assembly